AUGACUUCACUCUCCACGUUAUUCACAACCGGCGCACACAGCAAGGCGCACGACGCGCUGAUAGGCAGGCUGGAAGAAUCCGAUGCGGGAUCUUCCGAAGCCCAGCGGGAGAAAGCGGCGCUGCUGCAGUUGCUCGCUGGCCAGACGGAGAGUGGGCAGAUAAGCGAGAUACUAAUAAUGCUAAUGAACGCGGAUAUCUACGACAACACGCGCGGCACAUACGACACCAUGCAUAGCGCACUAUACCCCGCCAUAUCACUAGCAGAGCGGGGCACACUGCGCGAGAAGCGUGUGGGAUAUAUGUACAUAGCACAGUAUGGGCAGGCGCACACGGACGAUCUCCUGCUGCUCGUCAACACACUCUCGAAGGAUCUGAGUAGCGGGUGCAUUCCGCGCGUACUAAUGGCACUGCACCUCGUUAUACACCGCCCUUUCUCGCAAGUCGUCCCGGCCGUGAGCAAGACGAUGGUGGCGCUGCUCCAUCACUCCACCUCUUUAGUGCGAAUACGCACCGCGCAGGCCAUAUCCCGCCUUUUGUCUGUAGGCGACGGCGGGUUUGACGGGGAUAUUCUGCGUGAAUGGUGUGAUGAUAACGAGGAUAAUAACGGUAACGAUAACGAUAAUGAUAACGAUAACGAUAACGAUAACGUUCAUGAGAAUGAGAUUGGCGACGGCUGGUUGGUAGCGAAACUCCACCUCAGACGACAACUAGAUGAGCAGCCCAGACAGGCGAUAUACGCACGCAAAUUACGUCAUCUAAUAGAUAGCCGGGAUAGUCACGAUAGUCACGAUAACCAACAAAACAACAGAGACACUCUCGCACUACAUCCUCUCUACACACUGCACCUCUUACACACACUUGCACGACGCCUUGAGCAGCCAGUGCAACCUGGGCAAAAUGAGGAGCUCGCAACGAUACCCACAAAGGAGCUCCUGGAGCAGCUGAGUACGACCGCCUCGCCCUACAAACACGCUAUAGGAGUGGAAGUGAUGAAGGUGAUAGCGAUGGUAGCGGUGAGGGGAAAUGCAGCGGACAACGCGGCUUUUCUCCCUCUUCUCUCCACCUACAUCGCCCAGUUAGUGGGAGACACACGCGCAAACACCCCCAACCACAGACACGGUGUGCUGGCACACAUACUCGCCCUCCCGCCCCACACUGCCAACAGUAUCCUGGGCGAGAAGGAAACAGUGUAUGUGAUGGAGACUCUCGAUCACCCCGAUUACAGCUUGCGCAGGAAGGCCGCACAUGUGCUCAAACAUGUCAACAUACACAUCCUCACUCAAUACCAUCGCCUCCUCCACGCUGCCAACCCGCAACGGGCGGCGGAGCUGAGCGAUCUUGUGUGCACAACCGAAUAG
Wallemia ichthyophaga EXF-994 is the source of this 1359-nucleotide messenger RNA. RefSeq names its product AP-4 complex subunit epsilon-1. The coding region runs from base 1 to 1359 and encodes 452 amino acids. Gene Ontology annotation, biological process: vesicle-mediated transport; intracellular protein transport. Gene Ontology annotation, cellular component: membrane coat. The transcript is spliced from 2 exons. NCBI's taxonomy places the organism in Eukaryota, Fungi, Basidiomycota, Wallemiomycetes, Wallemiales, Wallemiaceae. The record is from RefSeq and is a predicted model, not a curated record.